CAAGCACCUCGAAUUUAUCAACCAUCGGCGGUAGAUUACCAUCAGUCAGAAAUUCUGGAAUCUAACUCAAAUUAACUUUGGGCACAGAUAUUGUCGAAAAUUCGGGGUCUCUGCUGACUCAAGUCGUAACGAUCGGCAUAGUGGGAACAGUGUCUGAAGGCAGGUUUCCCCCGGAGCAUGUCUGGGAGUGCGAGAAGCACAAAGGGGUGUUGGACUUGUCGCCUUCGUAAGAAGAAAUGUGACGAAGGAAAACCAGUGUGUUUAACAUGUAAUAAUCUCGCCGUGACAUGCCAUAGGUAUGGUCCAAAGCCAGAGUGGAUGGACGGCAAGGGUAGAGAGAAGGAUAUGGCGGAGACAAUUCGACGUGUAGUCAAGGAAACGACUGCAGAAAGGAAGCGGAUAGCAAUGAAGCGGCGACCACAGCAACAACAACAAUCCAAUGGAUCUACGAACAAUGCCGCGGCUAAGGAGCCAACCCACCCAGCACCACCUGCUACUACGCUACCAUCCCCUACACGGACAGACUCGUCAGAUGACUGGGGAGGGCGCGUGAUGAAUCGUGUAUCCCCGUUAGUCGCUACAGACCCUCCUCUUUCAGAUUUUUCGGUCGUUCCAGAAGAAGUCGACACAGAACUACUCAUGCACUACCUAGAUCACGUUUUCCCACUUCAGUUCCCUUUCUAUAAGCCAUCGGUAGUCUCUGGUGGUCGGGGCUGGCUUCUAUCUAUUUUGACGACGACAAAACCUUUGUAUUAUGCUGCUAUUAGCUUGGCAGCCUAUCACCGGCAGUCUAUGCUAUGCCGCGACAGUGCAAGCAAGCACCACGGCCUCGACUUAGAGUCCCUGGAAAGGCAAUAUGCACGUGCGCUGAGUGAACUCCGGCAAUAUCUGGCAAAAAUUGGGGACAAGAAGGAGGCUCGUACCCAAGUCGAAAACGUCGACGUCCUUUCUUGUUUGGUAAUGUUGAUAUCUUUAGAAAUGUUCAAAGGGGAUGCAAGAAAUUGGAGGAUGCACUUAUCUGCAGCGGCGGUGCUUGUCCCAGACAUCAAACGUGAGGAAAGGGUUGCCGAGUUUGCCAGUUUAUCCCCAGGAUACCAAUCAGCUUUAUUCUUCUUCGCUGGCGUGGUUGGAUGGUACGACAUUCUCUCCUGCAGCACCACAGGAGAGCCGCCGUUCUCGAAAUGCGAAUGUAUUGGCACAGCUUUGGGUUAUAUUUUCCUUGAUAAAAUAAUGGGCUGCGAAAACUGGGCCAUGCUCCUCAUUAUGGACAUUGCUUUUCUUAACGACUGGAAACAGAAUCUCCAGAUAAGCGCUCAGUUGAGCAUGCGCGAGCUAGUCACUCGUGCAACUCACAUUGAACGAGGUCUUGAAGAUGGUCUUCGAGACACCUCUAGCAGACUCAGCCAAUUAACAAAUCACAGCACCCCUUCGAUUCUAAGUACCGGGAUACAGGAAUCGCCUCAUCUCACGCUUCUAAUCACACGCAUCUUUGCCUGUUCUGCGCUUGUGUAUCUUGACGUAGUCGUCUCAGGCGCUUAUCCUAAAAUGCCAGAAAUCCGCAAAAACGUGUCUCGGACGAUAGAUGCAUUGCGAGCACUGCCUGAUAUAGCGAUGAUCAACAGCCUUACUUGGGCAUAUUGCAUUACAGGCUGCAUGGCAAUAGAAGAAGAGCAGAUGUUCUUCAGAGGCCUGGCGGUAUCGAGCAAUGGGGAUACCCCGACAUUUGGGAAUUUCUCAAAAGCACUAUCUAUUGUAGAAGAGUGCUGGAGACUGCGGGGGGAAGAGAAACGGCAGCAGCCAGUCGACUGGAGAACAGCGAUGAAUAGUUUAGGGAUGAGUGUCUUGUUUGUGUAAUUAUUCUUGUACUAUAUUUCGAAAUUUGAUUUCGUACAUCCAUGUAGGAACAGAAAUGAGACAGACAUCAUGGUCCUUAAAGCCAGGCAGCCAAUCCAUGCCCAGGUAGUCAAGAG
Molecule: messenger RNA, 1970 nt
Organism: Pseudogymnoascus verrucosus
Lineage: Eukaryota; Fungi; Ascomycota; Leotiomycetes; Thelebolales; Thelebolaceae
Exons: 2
Coding region: 178-1854 (558 amino acids)
Biological process (GO): positive regulation of transcription by RNA polymerase II
Cellular component (GO): nucleus
Molecular function (GO): zinc ion binding; DNA-binding transcription factor activity, RNA polymerase II-specific; transcription cis-regulatory region binding
Source: RefSeq, a predicted model, not a curated record